Mesocricetus auratus (golden hamster) is the source of this 2676-nucleotide messenger RNA. It is a transcript of the gene Ccng2, whose product is annotated as cyclin G2. The record is from RefSeq and is a predicted model, not a curated record. The coding region runs from base 189 to 1223 and encodes 344 amino acids. Gene Ontology annotation, biological process: regulation of cyclin-dependent protein serine/threonine kinase activity; mitotic cell cycle phase transition. Gene Ontology annotation, cellular component: nucleus; cytoplasm; cyclin-dependent protein kinase holoenzyme complex. The transcript has 9 exons. Gene Ontology annotation, molecular function: cyclin-dependent protein serine/threonine kinase regulator activity. Lineage: Eukaryota; Metazoa; Chordata; Mammalia; Rodentia; Cricetidae.
GCGGCGGCCGCGGAGGUCGGAUGCGGGUCCCGGGGCACCGCUGAAGCGGCUGGUCCCCGACCUCGGACACGGGUCCGGACGCCCCCGCCGCGCCGGUUCGCGACGCCGGGGCCCGCACGCUAGAUGGGCCGCCCUGUCUGAACUGCUGAGCUUGUGGAAGCUGCAGAAGCGGAGGGGACAGCUUGGAGAUGAAGGAUCUGGGGGCCGAGCACUUGGCAGGUGGUGAAGGGGUUCAGCUUCUCGGGUUGUUGAACUUCUACCUGGAACAAGAACAGAGAUUCCAACCUCGAGAAAAAGGGCUGAGCUUGAUGGAAGCUACCCCAGAGAAUGAUAACACUUUAUGUUCAAGAUUGAGAAAUGCCAAAGUAGAAGAUUUAAGAAGUUUAACUAACUUUUUUGGAUCUUGCACUGAAACUUUUGUUCUGGCUGUCAACAUUUUGGAUAGAUUCUUGGCUCUUAUGAAGGUGAAGCCAAAGCAUUUGUCUUGCAUUGGAGUCUGUUGUUUUUUGCUGGCUGCUAGAAUGGUAGAAGAAGAACAAAAUGUCCCACCCACUCAUGAUGUGAUCAGGAUCAGUCAGUGUAAAUGCACAGCUUCUGACAUUGAACGAAUGGAGAAGAUAAUCUCAGAGAAAUUGCACUACGAGUUGGAAGCUACUACUGCCUUAAACUUUUUGCACUUAUACCAUGCAAUUGUAUUUUGUCAUACUUCAGAAAGGAAGGAAAUACUGAGCCUUGAUAAGCUAGAAGCUCAACUGAAAGCUUGCAGCUGCCGACUUGUCUUUUCAAAAGCAAAACCAUCUGUAUUAGCUCUGUGCCUUCUCAAUUUGGAAAUAGAAACAAUAAAAUCUGUUGAAUUGCUGGAAAUUCUCCUGUUUGUUAAAAAACAUUUGAAGAUCAGCGACAUGGAAUUCUUUUAUUGGAAGGAAUUGGUGUCUAAAUGCCUAGCAGAGUAUUCUUCUCCUGAAUGCUGCAAACCUGACCUGAAGAAGCUGGUUUGGAUUGUUUCAAGGCGCACAGCGCAAAACCUGCACAACAGCUACUAUAGCGUUCCCGAGCUGCCAACCAUCCCAGAGGGGGGCUGUUUUGAUGGAAGUGAGAGUGAGGACUCUUGUGAAGACAUGAGUUGUGGAGAGGACAGUCCCGGCAGCUCCCCGCCCAGUGAUCAAGAGUGCACCUUCUUUUUUGACUUCAAAGUGGCUCAGACACUGUGCUUUCCGUCUUAGAAUUCCCGUGGUCUGUGUCAGGAUUUUAAGGAAAUGCACCUGUUUCAAAGCAAUAAAUGGGGAGUAGGUAGUUCUCUAGUGUAGUCCCCAUCUAGACAGGAAUUACAGACUGGAAUACCUACCUUCUAUUUAUUAUUCAGGUCAGAUCUGGCCUGUUUUCAUAUUUAAUCCUAAGCCAUCAAAUGGGUUAGUGCCUCUUAACAGUACUUUAUACAUUGGCACUUUAUUUUCUUGUUGACUAUCUGUGCAGAGGAAGGAAGGUGCUGGUACCUUUGUUACUUUUCAAGAUUUUUAAUGAUGAGUAGUGUCGCUCAUCGUAAACUGUAGAGCCUUCAGGUGUCUUUAUUUAACAGAUCGGGAGUGUGCAAGUGCUUCCUUAGCAGGGACAGUGGAUAAGCCUUUCGUGGUUUGUCUCGGGUUUCUUUUUUCCCGUUCUCAAAAUAGACUGUACAGGACUCUUGAGUGUCAAACACCAACCUUGUUUCCUAAUGCUAGUUACUGUCUGAUACAGAUCCUACACAUUAAGAGUUAUAUUGACAUGUCUGUGAAUUUUAGUUUCUAAAUGCCUUGAGAUUUCUGCUAAAGCAGAAAUUGUCAUCAUGCUAGGGCUGUUAGUUGCAUUCUUAAUACCUAAGUAUUGUCAGACUGUAGUAUUAUUUUGUUGUUAUCUAAAAGACCCAUAAUCUUCUAGUUUUGCAUGCACUUGUAUGGAACAGAGCAGGAAAUGGAAUUGAUUAGCACUGAUUGAGUUCAUCUCACUUUCUUGUAUUGAAGAUCUGCAUGAUUGCUUUCUGAUUGUUUUGUAUCUCACUUUUCAUAAUGUAUUGUAUAUGGGUGCCAAGAUUUGAAUAUGAAGUGAAAGAGCUCCAAUGUUUAUAGUAUUAGUUCAAAGCAAUUCUGUGUGGUGAUACAGCCAUAAGGAUGGGGAUGUGUACACUGUACACAGAAGAUUUUGUACAGAGAAUUUUUAACUUUAUAAACCUAUGUGAAAAUGUAAAUCUUUAAAAAUGUACAUAAAAUACUGUAUUUUUUUACCUUGUGUGUGUGGUAAUCUGGUUAGUGCAUGUAAAUAUAAUUUAUUGUGUAUUCUGUAUUCCCAGACAUUGAUGACUUCUUUUUACUAGUAAGUCAAUGCCCAUUGAGGUGUUUUCCAAAGUAGGUUUUUUUUAAGUCAGAAUAGUUCCGUAAUUCAAAAUAAAAAAAAUAUUAAUGAGUUCUCCUUACCUUAGUUUUUAAUUGAUUUUUGGUAAAAGCACUUGGUGAAUUUCAUCACAAAGACUUGAAGUGAAGGUGAGGGCUUCCCCAUCAGCCUUUUAACUGCUGAUGAGAACCCUCUGGGUUGUGGUUCCUCUGUUAUUUUGGCCCCGAGUUUUGGAAAUACCAAAAAGGAACCUGUCACUUGAAAAUUGAUGUGUCUCUGGGGUGGAUUCAUAUUAAACUUUCUGAGAUGCCA